CCGCGCGGAGCAGCCACCUGGCACGCGGGGCUCCGGCUCCUCCGGCGGGGCUCGGCAUGAGGCUGGCACGGCUGCUGCGCGGAGCCGCCUCGGCCGGCCGCUCCAGCGCCAGCCGCAGCCUCGGCUCGCACUCGGGCUCCGGGCCGGCGCCCGAACGCGGCAUUCCGGGCCAAGUGGACUUCUACGCGCGCUUCUCGCCGUCCCCGCUCUCCAUGAAGCAGUUCCUGGACUUCGGAUCUGUGAAUGCUUGUGAAAAGACCUCAUUUAUGUUUCUGCGGCAAGAGUUGCCUGUUAGAUUGGCAAAUAUAAUGAAAGAAAUAAGUCUUCUUCCAGAUAACCUUCUCAGGACGCCAUCAGUUCAAUUGGUACAAAGCUGGUAUAUCCAGAGCCUUCAGGAGCUUCUUGAUUUUAAGGACAAAAGUGCUGAAGAUGCUAAAACUAUUUAUGACUUUACAGAUAUUGUGAUACGGAUCAGAAACCGACAUAAUGAUGUAAUUCCCACGAUGGCUCAGGGUGUGAUUGAAUACAAGGAGAACUUCGGGGUGGAUCCUGUCACCAGCCAGAAUGUUCAGUACUUUUUGGACCGCUUCUUCAUGAGCCGCAUUUCAAUUAGAAUGUUACUCAAUCAGCACUCUUUAUUGUUUGGUGGGAAAGACAAAGGAAGCCCAUCUCAUCGAAAACACAUUGGAAGCAUAAACCCAAACUGCAACGUAGUUGACGUUAUUCAAGAUGGCUAUGAAAAUGCUAGGCGUCUAUGUGAUUUGUAUUAUAUUAACUCUCCUGAACUAGAACUUGAAGAACUAAAUGCAAAAUCACCAGGACAGCCAAUACAAGUGGUUUAUGUACCAUCCCAUCUCUAUCACAUGGUGUUUGAACUUUUCAAGAAUGCAAUGAGAGCGACCAUGGAAUACCAUGCUGACAAAGGUGUUUACCCACCAAUUCAAGUCCACAUAACACUGGGUAAUGAGGAUUUGACUGUGAAGAUGAGUGACCGAGGAGGUGGUGUUCCUUUGAGGAAAAUUGACAGACUCUUCAACUACAUGUACUCAACUGCACCCCGGCCUCGUGUCGAGACGUCUCGAGCAGUGCCCCUGGCUGGUUUUGGUUAUGGACUGCCCAUCUCACGUCUCUAUGCACAGUACUUCCAAGGAGACCUAAAGCUGUAUUCCCUAGAGGGCUACGGGACGGAUGCAGUGAUCUACAUUAAGGCUCUGUCAACAGAAUCAAUAGAAAGACUCCCAGUGUAUAACAAAGCUGCCCGGAAGCAUUACAACACCAACCAUGAGGCUGAUGACUGGUGUGUCCCCAGCAGAGAACCAAAAGACAUGACAACAUUUCGCAGUGCCUAGAUAUGCUUGGGACACCUGGGAAUUCCAAGUGUGGCUUUUGUAUUAGAUUUGGAAGGGAUGGUGUUCAGAACUGCAUUAUACCAAAUACUUCAUGUAUCCUUUUCACAGUAACUAUUUGGGUAGAAUAAAUGGAAUCUGAGUUCCAUUUAUGCCUGUUAAAUCUCCUGUCAAACCUACCUAUUUGACGCUUAUAUUUUCACAGUUAAUUGAACAUAUUUUUAAAUAACUGUAGUUUCGGUCAACUUUUCUCUUUAAGGUAGACAUCAGAAGAGUGGAAGUCUUUGGGUUUCUACAGGAAGCUGUGUGGUUUUUAAAAUACAAUUUUCAUUUAAGUCUGCUGGAAACAUUUCCUUAGUAAUACUGAUAAGCUAGUUAGCCAUCUUUCAGUUAUUUGGAGGAGUUCUGCCAUCCUUUAUGUAUUAUAGUAGUGGCAACUGUUAUAAGAUAGUCUUCACAUACCAGUGACCAAUUGCAGGUAAAGCCGAACCAGUUGUUCUGUUAGGACAGAACCAGCCACCUUUCAGCAUCUGCAUGCAUUAUCUUAGCUCUGAAGUUAAUUUAUCAUUUUAAAAUUUAUUGUGAAAGAUUGUCAUGACUAGUUCCGUAUGGAUCUAAGCCAAGAUCAUGGGCAGUCUACUUUGAAUGUGCUUAUGAUUAAUGCAAGGGGAAAUUUUCCUUAAAAUUUCCUAAAAAAAUUUCCUAAAAUUUUCCUAAAAACAAACUAGCAACUGCUGAUUUUCUAGAGAAGAAAUUGAGGGCAAAGCACUGAGUCCCAAAAUCUGAACAUUACUGAGAUUACCUAGAGGAGCUUUUGAGGAGCAGAGCCUUUCUGGGUCCUACUGCAUACAUGCUGAAUUAGACUCCACAGCUAGAGCCCAGGAAUCUCUAAAAAUGCUUCCUAGGUGAGUCUGAUGCAUCAUCUAGUUAGGGAACCAUUCUUUUAAAAUGAGUAAUAAUAAUACCACAUUUACUAAAGUAACAGAUAUCUUUAGGUUUUGGUUUUGACCUUUUGAAAGGUGAGACUAUUAGACUGUAGGGUGGCAAAGUGAAUCUCAAGCCUGGUACAGUUAGGAGCAUAGUUAGAAGCAGGAGAUAAGAUGAUUACUGGAGAACAAUAGCCAGAUAACCGAAGGAUCAGAACCCUAAAUGCACAAAUCUUGACAAAGAACAUACAUUUUAUAAGAAAUAUCUAGACUUUGUUAUCAGGAAAAAAGCCAAUUUGGGCUUAUCGCAGCAAUCCUUGCAUUUGUGUGAUAAUUUGUAGUCUACAGAUACUUUGGUAUGUUAAUGAUAGCUCCAUCGGGCUUUAAAACAGAAAGAUACAGAGCAGGUGAUAUCAUCCUUGUGUUGGGACUCAGAGUGGGGCCCAGAGUUGCACAGAAUUGGAGCCAGGGCCCAAGCUGUAUAUGCUGGUCACGCCGUCAGCCGCCAAACCUGGGAGACCAUGAAGUUAGGAGACUAUGUUGUUAGUCAUAGCUCAUCUUUAAGGUGACGGAAAAACAGUGACAAUAAAUUUUAAAGUAAGAUUUUAAAUGUUUAAAGAACAGCUUUACUACUUAAAGGAGGGAACUUUAUCUAUCUGGAAAAUGCAUUUAGUUGAAACACCUCACUCUCAAAAGGAUUACAUAAGCUUAACAAUUCUAUAUAAAUGUGUAAAUUGGGAGGGAUGUUAAAGGACAGUUAGGCCAGAACCCUGAUAUGACAGAUGGUGAUCCUGAGACUCAGGGUAUGUGGUUUGCCCAAGGCUUCUUAUCUAAUCUGACCAAAUGUAGGAAAAAGAGGUCUUUUAUGUAACCUAUUGUUCCUUAUACAUUUUGUGAGAAACAAUAGGAUAUGCUAAUAGAUGAUUUUUAUUAGUUCAAUAUAAUUUUUUAGCUUUAAAUUACACUUUUCUUGUAAUGAUAAAAUUUUUAGACUCCUUUGAAUCAAAGUUAUCUACUUUCUUUCCUAAACAAGACAUUUGUACAACUGACAUAAACUUGAUGUUUUUACGUAUGAAACGCUCCCCCCCCCAAAAAAAAAAUUUUUAACCUUUUCCUCUUUAUUUAAGAGCUAAGAAAUGGCGUUUUCAAAGGAAAAGUGAAAUCUUUUCCUUUAGCUUCUUUUUUGGUAUAAUAAUGGCUCUUUACUUUGUUGUGGUAAUGGACAGAAAAUUACAUAGAAAAAUAUUUCAGAGAAAGCUUUUUCCUGGUUGGUUUUAAAUCAUUGUGCCACCUGAAAAGUUUUUAGAUUUUUUACACUAUUUUGUCUACCAGCAUUUAAAUGUGAUGCCAUGUAGAUAUAGAAAUAUACUGAAGGAUAAGAAUUGAUACUAAGUGAUUUUUAUAACCUGGGCAUUUAGGGAAUGUGCCAACGUUUUUUAGAAAGAAUCGCAAAAAUAUUCUGCCCUGUACUUAAAAUACUGGCUGGCUUUAGAUAUCUUCAUGCUCAAUAGCAAUCACUUUCUUGCACUGUGAAGUUUUUACAUGAAGAUGUUGAGGUGGGAGUCUACCAUGUUAUUUUAUAAAAUGUUUUGUGAAUGGCAAUAAACUGAAAACAUGAAUCAA
Molecule: messenger RNA, 3895 nt
Organism: Hipposideros armiger (great roundleaf bat)
Lineage: Eukaryota; Metazoa; Chordata; Mammalia; Chiroptera; Hipposideridae
Gene: PDK1
Product: pyruvate dehydrogenase kinase 1
Exons: 11
Coding region: 57-1349 (430 amino acids)
Biological process (GO): regulation of glucose metabolic process; protein phosphorylation
Cellular component (GO): mitochondrion
Molecular function (GO): pyruvate dehydrogenase (acetyl-transferring) kinase activity
Source: RefSeq, a predicted model, not a curated record